AUUAGUAUUUGAUAACAUUUUUCUCCACUAACUACAUAAAACUUCCUUGGAAAUUCACAACAAGACAACUAAUUUCAGUUCCAUUUAUAUGGCAAAGGAAUAUAUUAUUAAAUCUAAUGUUUAGGUACUACUGUGACUAUUGUGACACAUAUCUGACGCAUGACUCGCCAUCAGUUAGGAAGACCCAUUGCAAUGGUCGUAAACACAAAGACAAUGUCAAGUUCUAUUACCAAAAAUGGAUGGAGGAACAGGCUCAGAGCCUUAUAGAUGCUACAACUGCUGCCUUCAAAGCAGGAAAGAUACAAUCGGCACAGUUUGCUGGACCCAAGCCUCCUGGAGCAAUGAUACCUCCACCUCCCAAUCUCCAAGGUCCAGCCAGGCCUGCAGUCCCUGGUCAACGAAUGCCCAUCAUUGGCCCACCACCUAUGGGCCCUAUGGUUGGACCAAUGCCUGGACCAAUGCCUACUAUGGGUCCUCCAGGCCCUAUUCCGCAUAACAUGAUGGUACCAGGUAUGCGACCUCCAGUUGGACAUAUUGCUCCAAUGAUGCCAAUUGGACCUGUAACAGAUGGAGCAUCUCGACCACCAAUAAUGAUCCCACGACCACCAUAAAUCAUGUAACAUGCUUUCAAAAUCAUUUCAUAAUUUCAUUUGUGUGAAUUAUUUUAAUAAAAUUUUUA
Uloborus diversus is the source of this 679-nucleotide messenger RNA. Its product is annotated as U1 small nuclear ribonucleoprotein C-like. The record is from RefSeq and is a predicted model, not a curated record. Gene Ontology annotation, molecular function: zinc ion binding; pre-mRNA 5'-splice site binding. Lineage: Eukaryota; Metazoa; Arthropoda; Arachnida; Araneae; Uloboridae. Gene Ontology annotation, biological process: mRNA 5'-splice site recognition; spliceosomal snRNP assembly; mRNA splicing, via spliceosome. Gene Ontology annotation, cellular component: U1 snRNP; nucleus. Bases 117 to 611 code for a protein of 164 amino acids. The transcript has 6 exons.